Messenger RNA from Lasiodiplodia theobromae, 1797 nucleotides. Its product is annotated as Clr5 domain containing protein. The transcript has 4 exons. Lineage: Eukaryota; Fungi; Ascomycota; Dothideomycetes; Botryosphaeriales; Botryosphaeriaceae. The record is from RefSeq and is a predicted model, not a curated record. Bases 1 to 1797 code for a protein of 598 amino acids.
AUGGUGUACGACUGGGAGGGCAAGGAGGCCGAGUGCUAUCGGAUCAAACGCGCAUUUCAGACCCAGUUCAAGCGAUGGGAUUUCCCCAGCAAGCAGAAUCCCGCUCACAAGAACCCUGCGCUCGUCGCGCGUGUCAAAGAACUCUGGGAGAAAAACACAAACCAGAGGGACAUGCUGCAGAUUCUAAACGAUGAAGGCUUCGACCUCAAGGAACGCGAGCUCAUGCGUGUUCGAGCGAAGAACAGGUGGCUUCUCAGAGUCCCCAAUGGCAUGAAAGGAGCAACCACCACUGCAGUCGGAGCACAGACCGCCGAGACGUAUCCGGAGGCAUUCGUGAAGGAACUGCAACAAGCCAUCGCCGAGGACGAGGGACCGCCGGCUGCAGCUCCACACACCCCGGGCCAUGCUCUGGGAGACCCGUCACCAGAACCCGAUCCCGAAACUCUGCGGAAGAGAAAGGAGCGCAUGGAAAAGCUGCAGCAAGAGAGCGAUGAGCGCUGGCGGAGCAGGAAGCGUCGACGGCGAAUGCGCGGCUGGGCGGGGUUGCCUGCCGAUCCCGCAGGUCCCCCGCGUUUCCCCUCCGAAACGACCAUUGACGAGAGCAAAGCCUACUUGGACCUCGACAACGAGCUGUAUCGCCAGCUACGUGAUCAGUUCCAGUCCAUCUGCGAAGAAGAGGGCGUGGUGAAGAAGACCGUCGCCGGACCAGACAAGUGGCAGCAGGUCAAAGAUCGCUUGAUUGCCGAGAACGACCAUCUCCAGACGCAAUUCACUGACGAGCAGAGCGAAAAGCCUGACCAGAAGGCCCUCUCGCUGGAUGUAAUUUGCACCGACGUUACCAAACGGAUGCGCACGAUGGAACGCAGGAUGACGAUUGCGGAGGCGAAGAACAUCAUAGGCAUCAAUCCGGAAGAGAGCAGGAAAAUCCGUGGAGAGUUCUACGACAUUCUCAAAACUGACCAUGUCAACAGCAAACUGGAGACGGGCGCCGAGCAUUGGCAGGAGCUCAAGGAUCAGUGGAUAGCAGGCUCUGCAGUGCUGCAGCGCAUUCUCGCCCCGGGCAAUCAGGACCCACAGCACCAGCAACGGCUGAAAGCGCUAGAGGUGCUCUGCCGUGACGUCAUGAAACGGCUUCGAGACGACCAGGCAAAGCGCGACCCUUCGCGGAAGAAGCAGGCCAAUGCCGGACCAGGUCCCGGCCCGGCUCCUCCGCGCGCUAUGCAGACACCUGCUCGCACUCGGAGCUCUCAAAGCGCCCAAGCAAGUCCGGUGAAGACGCCGACGGCCUAUGCUCCGACCACGCCCACGCCAGAAGUGAACAGUGCUGGCGAUCUCCAGAUCGACCCGUCACUCCUGCUAGCGGCCAACGACCUAGCCGGCCAGCACCAGGAGAGUCGAAUGUACAAUGACCAGACCAUACAUCAUCAUCAGCAACAGCAAGAGUACACGGGUGGCGGUUCUUCUGGCCAACAACAGGCGCGAGAGUAUAGCUACACGCCGGCUUAUCCGGACCCGGCACCGACGCCAAUCCCUGUGUACUUCAGACUACAUCCACACUCGCAGAUCCAGGCGGACCCACGGAUCUGGCUGGGGGCGCUGACAUCAGGCACCAUGGAGGAGCUGCGAGCGCUGGCCACAAGGGCGCAUCCGGGGUCGAGCGCGGUACGGAUCGAGGGAGUGGUGAAAGGACAGGAUUUCAGAGAGGUGAAUUAUCCGAUUGAUGACAACGAGGAGCUGGGAGGAUAUCUGGCACACAUGUCGGCAGGGAAGGUAACGUUCGCGGUGCAACUGGCGUGA